Fonsecaea nubica is the source of this 549-nucleotide messenger RNA. RefSeq lists its product as hypothetical. Lineage: Eukaryota; Fungi; Ascomycota; Eurotiomycetes; Chaetothyriales; Herpotrichiellaceae. The record is from RefSeq and is a predicted model, not a curated record. Bases 1 to 549 code for a protein of 182 amino acids. The transcript has a single exon.
AUGAAUUCGAAAGUGUGCAUCUUCGUCAUCGCCGAGGGCCAGGAGCAUCCUGUCAAGCUGAGCAAUGCCCUUUACGACAGUACUUUGCCCAAGAGCAUCAUUUCAAAGAGCAAAGCGGUGGCGACCCGCGGUGCCAUUCGCCCCAACACACCAACCACUUUGACCGAUCACACGGGAACGGGUCAUGUCUCCACUUCUCACAUCUCCUUGCGAUGGUACUAUGAUGACGGCACUCAGACUUUUCCCGAAACAUUCUACAUUGUCGACAAAGUAACGGCCAAUGACACGGACAGUACCCGUCAAGAAGACAGAGACCACCACUGGGACGCCAUGCUCCGCAGUACCGUCGAACCGCCGUCCGCCGCUCUGGGCCCCCAGGUCAACCCGAUAUGCGCUGCGCCCCCGGGAGUCGAUCCCCGGCGGGAGCGCGAAAGGAAAGAACGGGCCGAGACGAACCAGCAGAAAUUCGAGAGGGAGAAGGAAUUGCAGGCCAAGAAGAUCCGGGAUGCGUUCGCUUCGAAGCAGGCCGGGCCGGGAAAGCGAGGAUGA